AUGGAACUUGGCGCCGGCGCCCGCGUUUGGUCCCUCUCGUGGCUGCUGCUGCUCCUCCCCUCGCUCGGCUUGGUCGGCGCCAGCGGUCCCCGCACCCUAGUGCUGCUGGACAACCUCAACGUGCGGGAGACUCAUUCGCUUUUCUUCCGGAGUCUGAAGGAUCGGGGCUUUGAACUCACAUUUAAGACCGCAGAUGACCCCAGCCUGUCUCUCAUUAAGUACGGAGAGUUCCUCUAUGACAACCUCAUCGUCUUCUCCCCCUCGGUAGAAGAUUUUGGAGGCAACAUCAACGUGGAGACCAUCAGUACCUUUAUUGACGGUGGAGGCAGUGUCCUGGUAGCUGCCAGCUCAGACAUUGGUGACCCUCUUCGCGAGCUGGGGAGUGAGUGUGGGAUUGAGUUCGAUGAGGAGAAGACAGCUGUCAUUGACCAUCACAACUAUGACAUCUCAGACCCUGGCCAGCACACGCUCAUCGUGGCCGACACCGAGAACCUGCUGAAGGCCCCGACCAUCGUUGGGAAAUCGUCUCUAAACCCCAUCCUCUUCCGAGGUGUUGGGAUGGUGGCCGAUCCUGACAAUCCUUUGGUGUUGGACAUCCUGACAGGCUCUUCCACCUCCUACUCCUUCUUCCCAGAUAAACCCAUCACCCAGUACCCCCACGCGGUGGGGAAGAACACCCUCCUGAUUGCCGGGCUCCAGGCCAGGAACAACGCCCGGGUCAUCUUCAGCGGCUCCCUCGACUUCUUCAGCGACGCCUUCUUCAACUCGGCGGUGCAGAAGGCCAUGCCCGGCGCCCAGAGGUAUUCGCAGACAGGCAACUAUGAGCUAGCUCUGGCCCUCUCCCGCUGGGUGUUCAAGGAGGAGGGUGUCCUCCGUGUGGGGCCUGUGUCCCACCAUCGGGUGGGCGAGACGGCCCCGCCCAAUGCCUACACUGUCACCGACCUUGUGGAGUACAGCAUCGUGAUCGAGCAGCUCUCUAACGGCAAGUGGGUCCCCUUUGAUGGGGAUGACAUUCAGCUGGAGUUUGUCCGCAUCGACCCUUUCGUGAGGACCUUCCUGAAGAAGAAGGGUGGCAAGUACAGUGUCCAGUUCAAGCUGCCGGACGUGUAUGGCGUGUUCCAGUUUAAAGUGGAUUACAACCGGCUGGGCUACACGCACCUGUACUCUUCCACUCAGGUGUCCGUGAGGCCGCUGCAGCACACGCAGUACGAGCGCUUCAUCCCCUCGGCCUAUCCCUACUACGCCAGCGCCUUCUCCAUGAUGGCAGGACUCUUCAUCUUCAGCAUCGUCUUCUUGCACAUGAAGGAGAAGGAGAAGUCUGACUGA
Pipistrellus nathusii (Nathusius's pipistrelle) is the source of this 1326-nucleotide messenger RNA. NCBI's taxonomy places the organism in Eukaryota, Metazoa, Chordata, Mammalia, Chiroptera, Vespertilionidae. The record is from the annotation of a GenBank genome assembly.